AUGAUAGAAGCCCUGGAUGUUAUGCAAUCUCAGUUCUUCGAGCUAUGGAUAGGGACAUGGCCUUCAUCCAUCGAUUGGACUGGCGCGGUGAUCAACACUGCGGUCUCGUCUACUCUGGGAACCAUUGCUCGAGCAAGCAGCGAGACCAAAGAUGACCACUACUCGAAGAUAUUCAACAAGUACUUUUCCCACAACGCAGCAUACUACUUUGGGGAAGAUGCCUUCAGCAUCCGUAAUGAGGCCUAUGAUGAUAUCCUAUGGACCGUCCUGGAAUGGCUCGAGAACAUAAAGACAAUCGAAUAUCGAAACAGCACAGAGCCUUCAUGGCAUGGUGUCCAAUUCAUCCCUGCAUUCAGUCACCGUGCAAGAUUAUUCUGGGACCUUGCUUCCAAAGGUUGGGAUAUUGAUCUAUGCGGAGGCGGUAUGCUCUGGAACCCCAGACUCUUGCCUUACAAGAACACCAUCACAAAUCAACUAUUCAUCUCAGCCUCAGUUGCUAUGUAUCUCUCUUCUCCUGGCGAUGCCAUCGAUUUCCCAUUCUCAGCUUCCGACUCUCAAAUUUUUGGUUCCAUGCCAGGACGCCCGCAUGAUCCAAAGUAUCUCAAAGCUGCUAUUGAAGGUUACUCCUGGCUCAAGAAAAGCAACAUGACCAAUUCCCAAGGUCUAUACGUCGAUGGCUACCACAUCAAAGGCUACUCCCAAAACGGCAGCAGCGGCACAGGCAAGUGCGACGACCGCAACGAAAUGCUCUACACCUACAAUCAAGGCGUCAUCCUCUCCGGCCUACGCGGUCUCUGGGAAGCAACAGGAAACACAAGCUACCUGCACGACGGCUACAAUCUUAUCCUCAACGUCAUGGCAUCAACAGGCUGGUCUUGGUCCGGAAAUCCAAAAUCUCCAAUCUCCAAAUCAUCCAGCUGGUCUGGGUUAGGUCAACACGGUAUCCUCGAAGAGUUAUGCGAUCGCAGUGGUUCAUGCAGUCAAGACUCUCAGACCUUCAAGGGCAUUUUCUUUCAACACUUGACUCAAUUCUGCGAGUCUUUGCCCGAAAAAACAAUUUCUCCCGGCAAAACUCACGCAGUAAGCAAACGACUUGGAGAAAAGCACAGUGCCUUCUGCAGAACUGUGGGAUCGUGGGUCGCUCUUAAUGCACAAGCGGCUUUGGGCACACGAAACGCACUGGGCCUUUUUGGCACGUGGUGGGGUUGUAGGUAUGCUGCAGCCGAUGAUCACCAAAGUCAUCCUGCCCAUGCAGUGGAUUACCGAAAUGAUCCCAGUGUUUUGUCUACGAGCAAGUGGGUAACGUCGCACGAUGGACGGUCAACAGAUGAUGUUGGUAUCCAGACAGCAGAAAUUAGUGAGGAUAUUUCGACGACAGACGUCAAUGAUCGCGGUAGAGGUCGUACGGUGGAAACGCAACAGGGAGGUCUUGCUGUUCUUCGUUCAUCUUGGGAGUUACUGAAUGCAGGCAGAUCUUGA
This is a messenger RNA of Aureobasidium uvarum, 1479 nucleotides long. The record is from the annotation of a GenBank genome assembly. Lineage: Eukaryota; Fungi; Ascomycota; Dothideomycetes; Dothideales; Saccotheciaceae.